Molecule: messenger RNA, 483 nt
Organism: Vicia villosa (hairy vetch)
Lineage: Eukaryota; Viridiplantae; Streptophyta; Magnoliopsida; Fabales; Fabaceae
Exons: 1
Coding region: 1-483 (160 amino acids)
Molecular function (GO): protein binding
Source: RefSeq, a predicted model, not a curated record
AUGGUACAUUUUAAGAUAAUCGGCGGAGAGAUAGAACCUACGAUAGUAAUGUCAACAUCAGAACUUGUUUUUGAUCUUAAAAGCAAAAUCGAAGACGAGUUGGAGGUGGAAGUACACAGGCAAAAUCUCUGGUACAAGGGUAUAGAGAUGGAAAAUGAGACAAGGAUAGGAUUCUAUGCCUUGCGUGGUGAUGAAAGAGAAACUUUUAUUGUUACUCUCGUUGUCAAUUCGCUACCACCGGACCUGAAACUACACGUUCUUGUGAAGUUUCUUGGACGUGGAAGCGAAGGCUAUGUGAGGGUGAGGGAGACUGAUAAGGUGAGUGACCUGCGCAGCAAAGUUUCAAGAUAUUGGGGCAUUCCUGUUGAUAGUUUCAUCCUUCGGCGUCUCAAUGUUGAAAUGGUGAAUGAUCGUCCUCUUCAUGCAUAUUAUGUCAACGAGGCUUCUGAAAUUCAUCUUUCUGUUAACAUUCAACCUCGAUGA